This is a messenger RNA of Knipowitschia caucasica, 390 nucleotides long. The record is from the annotation of a GenBank genome assembly. NCBI's taxonomy places the organism in Eukaryota, Metazoa, Chordata, Actinopteri, Gobiiformes, Gobiidae.
AUGUCUUUCCCGCUAAUCAACCGCAUCGCCGCCACCGAUAAGGACACUCUUGUUGUCACGCAGGGGAAAAGAAGUGUCCGCCAUUUUGUCCGAGAGGCCGAGAUAGUAUACAGGGGCCCCGAGAAGGGGAAAAAAACGAUGUCAGAGGCAUGUGAUAAGCUUGUGAAAUUCUUAGCGAUGGCGGCGGACAUUGAUUUCAGUGGCGAGCGGUGGAUCAGACGGAUGACAGGAAACAAAAGCCCCAUCUUCAUCGGGUUUAAUGAGGUGGUCAAAGCAAAGAGACGCUGGUUCUUUGUGUGGACUAAGCCAAACUGCCUGAUGCUCAAGAAAUCAUGGAGGAGCACACUGAAGCGCACGCUUACAAACCACUGCUUAGUCAAGAGUCCCUAA